Alternaria atra is the source of this 2784-nucleotide messenger RNA. RefSeq lists its product as uncharacterized. The transcript has 11 exons. Bases 1 to 2784 code for a protein of 927 amino acids. The record is from RefSeq and is a predicted model, not a curated record. Lineage: Eukaryota; Fungi; Ascomycota; Dothideomycetes; Pleosporales; Pleosporaceae.
AUGGGUGAUUCAAUCCACCAGUCGUUGUCCCCAUCAUCGGUAAUAUGCACAAACCAAGAAGAUUCCGCAAGGCAAACUUUCAAUCGCCCGCUUCCUCUUCGGCCGUCUGUACAUGGUCGAGAACAACUUGAGUCGGAUGAGAUUACUCACCCACCAAGUAACGAAGAGCAGAUGGAAGAUAGAUUGACAUACCAGUCAAGUCCCGCAGUUGUUCCAUCGUUGGGCAACCUGAAUUGGCUUUACAAUGAUGCCAGUCUUUCAGAAAUGUUGAGUCCAAGAUCGAGAUACAGACAUGAUCCUAGACCAGAUCACAUCACAUCAGAUCUCUCCAUUUAUCACCCGAGCUACCAGGAAGUCGACCAGAAAGUGAAAGAGAUUAAGGAUGAGUUAGCACUUAUAUGCGAGGAGGGAGCCAAACAGGGUAACGCGUCAUGGGGUGAGCUAGCCCGGACUAUAAGAACCGAUCGUUCACCUUAUGUUAACAAGCCGAUACGUGUUGGCGUUGUGGGAGACAUUGGGCAAGGGAAGUCCUACCUCAUUGGAGCACUGCUCGACGAUGUAGAAAUUGUCAUGCAUGGAGACGACGGCGAAAGCUGUACGCGCGUCAUUCUCGAGUACCAUUACUGGGCUGGAUUACCAGGGUCCAGAUACAUGGCUUUAGUCACUUUUUUCAGAUGGGAACUUGUGCGAAGGCGACUGGAGGAAGCCUUCCAGGACAUGAACAACGGUCUGUUCCCUUUCGAAGACGAUGGCGAACAUGGACUUGACGAUAACAUUUCCGGCCGUGUGGACGAAGACUAUACAGAGGCUAAGACGGAAGCCGCCAUUGGUAUCUUUAUGGCAAUCUUUCGAAACCAUCCGGAUUUCAAGGGCAGAAAUGCCAUAACAGAUUUCUUGUCCAGGAGCACACAGUCGUAUUCACGCCAUGACGUCCGAGACGACCUUAUUGGCCAAGCCCAUGAUAUGUAUCGCAAAGUCCGAACUGACACUCGCGCGAUAUGUGCUUGUACGCCAGAUGAGCUCUGGUCUGGUAUAUCCCGCUUCACACAUGGUCGUCCAGCUGAUGCCAGGACGAACGAUAACGACCCCUGGCCUUUUGUUGAGCUCGUAUCGAUCCGCGGAAAAUUUGCUAUUCUCGAGAACAAUAUGAUUCUCGCUGAUACCCCAGGGCAGAACGAUAUCAACCUGCUUGCUCGCGCUAGCGUAGUGGACUACCUGCCACACUGCUCAGCCGUCAUAAUAUCGAGCAGUAUCGAUCGUAUUAUAUCCAAUAACAGCAUGUUGAAAAAGAUCACGGAAAUGCAACGAGAUCGUCUCGUGAUCGUAGCGGCUACGUUUUCUGAGAGGAUAAAUCUGAAAUCCAACGGAUCCAAACUAGAAUUCGAGCCGGACGAGAAGACAUAUUUUCAGAAUUUAAACACACAGCUCGAGCUACUUAGUCGGGCAGAGCUCAACCAGGACCUGCCCCCUGAAACUCAACAGCUGAUCCAGCUCAAGACACGCUUGUUAAAGUUCCAGAAGACUGAGCUUCUAGUCCAGGCACGGAAUAGGCGCGUCACCAAAAAGACCAAGGAACGGAAUCGGCUCGGCAUCGAAAAGAUCAUGGAUUGGAAACGGCGCGUCGUCACCAAUGCCAUAGAGCCUACGAUCCUACCUCUCGAAAUGUUUUGCGUAUCCGCUUAUGACUACCAGUGUGAUGUCAGUGGAUUUGCCUUUAAAGAACCCGCCAUUUUCCCUCUCACGCCAAACCAUACUGGAAUACCUGCGCUCAAGCAGUGCCUGGUUUCACAAUGUGCGCCGAAUCGAGCCCGAGAUCUUGUUCGCUUCGUAGCCUUCACAUUGCCAGACUACAUACGUAGCAUGCAGAUGGGAUCCUACGAGCGUACCACUGCGAUCCAGCCAACAUUUUCAGAAGAAACUGGAACACUGCGCGAUUUCUGUUUAACAAACGUAAACGCUCGCAUCAACAGACUGUUCGACGACAUUGAGAAGCGGCUACUAGACACAUUGCGAAGCUCCAAAUUCCCCAAAGGCCCCGUCCGCAGUUGGAACUACCUGUUGCUCAAGCCGAUACAGGACAAUCUCGAGACUGUUCUCCAAGCCGUGGAAGAAAGUAUGCAAGACGAGCUCCGCUACGUGAGAUGGGAGAUUUCAUCAGCGACUGAAUAUCUUGAUUCGAAAAUUCGCGGCAACGGCCCUAGACCGAUGACAGUUGAGCUAGAUGCACUCCUGAAAAGCCUCAAUUACAAAGCCGUAAUGUUUCAGGACGUCAUGGACGCGUGCGCUCAGAAUAUGAUCGUCUUCAUGCGAGAUCAGAAGAACCGCUGUUGUACGGACACAGUCGGAAUAUCCUAUUUUCGAAACGCCAUGACUGCCGUAUACACUAAUAGUGCAGGUAUUAGACCAGCACAGCGCAGGAAGCAAACAGUUCAGCAAGCGCAGAUGGCAGUUUUUGAGCGGCAGGUCUGCGACGAACGGCCCAAUCCGUACGAGGCCAUUCUUUUGGGCUUAAAAGCGGCUAUCGAAUUGCAAAAGCAAUAUGUCAAAAACUUCGUCGUGGAGAAAAUUUGGAUCCUUUUCAUGGCCAUCGAUGAUGAUCUAGAGCGAUCGAGGGAAGAACGAGUGUUCCAGAACGAUCAGGAGUCUCAAUCGAUGCGUAGGCUAAGGAGUCAAGCCGUGUCGGAAGCAAUGCAGGUACUCGAGACUUUAGAGGCGAAAUUGACCGAGAGCAAGAUCGAUGUGGAGGCAAUCAAGGCCCAAUUGUCAGGGUCAACCACGCUGUAG